This is a messenger RNA of Trachemys scripta elegans, 1420 nucleotides long. RefSeq names its product DMRT like family A2 (gene DMRTA2). Bases 1 to 1353 code for a protein of 450 amino acids. NCBI's taxonomy places the organism in Eukaryota, Metazoa, Chordata, Testudines, Emydidae. The transcript is spliced from 2 exons. Gene Ontology annotation, cellular component: nucleus. The record is from RefSeq and is a predicted model, not a curated record. Gene Ontology annotation, biological process: sex differentiation; germ cell development; regulation of transcription by RNA polymerase II. Gene Ontology annotation, molecular function: RNA polymerase II cis-regulatory region sequence-specific DNA binding; DNA-binding transcription factor activity, RNA polymerase II-specific; protein binding.
AUGCCCAGCGUCCCCUCUGCGCCCCCUCCGGUGCCCCCCAGCUCGGUGGCGGCCGCCGCGGCAGCCGCGGCCGCGAGUUUGCCGGUGAGCGUGGCCGGCAGCCUCUUGCGGGGCCCCCCGCUGCUGCUGCGGGCGGCCGAGAAGUACCCGCGCACGCCCAAGUGCGCCCGGUGCCGGAACCACGGGGUGGUGUCGGCGCUGAAGGGCCACAAGCGCUACUGCCGCUGGAAGGACUGCAUGUGCGCCAAGUGCACCCUGAUCGCCGAGCGCCAGCGCGUCAUGGCCGCGCAGGUGGCGCUGCGCCGCCAGCAGGCGCAGGAAGAGAACGAGGCCCGCGAGCUCCAGCUGCUCUACGGCACAGCCGAGGGGCUGGCCCUGGCCGCGGCCAACGGCAUCAUCCCGCCCCGGCCAGCCUACGAGGUCUUCGGCUCCGUCUGCAGCGGGGCCAGCGGCGAGGGAGGCGCUGGGGGCUCGGACUCCAAGCUGCAGAAGUUCGACCUGUUCCCCAAGACGCUGCUGCCCAGCCGGGCUGUGACCCCGCAGCAGGCGGGCGGGAAGCCCCUGUCUCCGGACGGGGAGUCGGUGCCGGGCACCUCCUCCCCAGAAGCUCGCCACGGCUCGGGCUCGGAGAACGGGGACGGCGAGUCCUUCCUGAGCUCGCCCGUCUCCAAGGGGCCGAAGGAGGGGGAGGAGAGCCCGGGCUCCAUCAGCCCGCUGGGCUCCGACUCGGGCUCGGAGGCCGAGAAGGACGAGCAGGACCCGUCGCCCUCGGCCGGCGGCCGCCAGCGGACUCCCAUCGACAUCCUGACGCGGGUCUUCCCGGCGCACCGGCGCAGCGUGCUGGAGCUGGUGCUGCAGGGCUGCGGCGGGGACGUGGUGCAGGCCAUCGAGCAGAUCCUCAACAACCGCGGCCCGGACAAGGGGCCCGAGGAGAGCUGGGCCCGGGACGGCGCCCUGCAGUCCAGCCCGGCCGCCGCGGCCGCCGUCGCCGCCCACCACCGGCCCUUGAUCGCCGGCACCAUGAGCCCGGCCAUCGGCACGCUGGGCAGCCGCUCCGCCUUCUCGCCCCUGCAGCCCAACGCCAGCCACUUCGGCGCCGAGGCCAGCGCCUACCCGCUGGGCACCCACCUGGGCCUCAACCCCCUGCGCCUGGCCUACUCGGCGCACAGCCGGGGACUGGCCUUCAUGACCCCCUACUCCACCGCCGGCCUCAUGCCCACGCUGGGCUUCCGGCCGCCCAUGGACUACGCCUUCAGCGACCUCAUGCGGGACCGCUCCGCCGUGCACAAGGAGCAGGUCUACUCCAGCGGCCUCUACGGGCCCAUGGUCAACAACACCCCCGAGAAGCAAUAGACGGAGCCCCUUGCUGGGGAGCAGCCCCCGGCCGGCCGCGGGCACCGCGCUGCCGCCAAGGACACGC